AUUGAUUUCCUUUGUUUAGAAUGAAGAAAACCUUACAAGGGGACAUGAGCUAUAUUUGAAAUACAUUUUACUUCUGGAAUAUGUAGCACCUUUAGCAUUAAGAGGCGUGUUAGACAGAGAAACAGCAAAACGCAGAGAUAGAUCCUACACUGGUGUUGAGUCAUGGAAAGUGGGCAAGUUUUGUUCUGAACUAUUAAAAUUCAAGACAUUAAGUAGACGUGAUCGUAAAGGAAUCAUUAGCAUUAGCGACCAAAUAGAUGACUUGCACACCUUCGCUCAGUCCAAAUCUCUGAACUUCCACGUCUUCGAAAGCAAAUGGAAUCCGCUACAUGAUGUACUCUUUGAAAUAAUCGAAGACAUUGAAGACUCAAGCAGAUAUAGAUGCACACGGAUGAUGUUCUCUUUAGGAGAGGAUAUCAAAAUAGAUUCAGAACUGAAAGAAGAACUGGAACAGGCAGUGAAUGUCAGUGCUCAUAUAGAAAUCGCAAACAAAAUAUUUCCGAAUGUGGUAGAAUGUACACUUAGCGAAAAGGAACGACAUGACCCACCGGUGCAAUUCAUUGAAACAUACUCCGAUACAUAUGUCAAUGUUGGCGAUUCCGCUGUCCUCGUUUGUAAGCUCAGUAGAGAUGUUAAACCAGUCCUCUGGAUAAAAGACAACAAACUUCUUACAAAGUCAGAAACCCUCAAGUUCGUAACAGAUUCUACCAGUAACUGGUUAGUUAUAUCCAAUGUCACUGAAGAAGACGCUGGAAAAUAUUCAUGCAUGUGUGAAGGUGCUAAAACAUCAGCUAGUCUCACAGUUACAGAACAACCUCUGAAGGUGACGACCAAGCUACAUGUAGUACAAAAAGUUGUCAAGGAGCAAAUGGAAAUUUCUUUGAUCUGUAUAGUAAACAUGCCAGGACAGAAACCAACAUGGCAACACAACAAUAAAAAUGUUCCUAAGGAGCCUCGUAUAAGUGCGUCUUCAGAGGGAAUGGAACAUAAACUCACCAUUCGAAACGUUCGGUUAGAAGAUACUGGGCACUAUGUGAUUGUCUUUGGUACAGUUACAUCGACAACAUACGUUUCCGUGGAAGGAAAAUAUGACAUCUCACAAAGACAUAAACAACAGCUCAAAAAUGAUCUCUACAGAAAUUGGGUUAGGGGUGCUCUAGGCUUAAAGUACUUGAAAGUAGGUCUCGAGGGUCUUUUGGAACCGUUAGUUGAGAAGCGACAUAAAGAACUUUUGAAGAAAGCUGAAGCUGGUACUGAUUAUAAUUUCAAACAUUGUAAAAAAUGCAACAAUGAAAACUUUAUUCCGCACCCAAAGAGUAAAUGUCAAAGAACUGAGAGAAAAUAUAAAUGUUUCUGUACAAACCGUAAUGGAAGAGAAUGUCCCAGUGAUGGAUUUUGCGGGUUCAUGUACAAUCAGAUAGUGAGUGACCAUCAGUUUGGUGAACCUACACUGAAGAAUACACAGAUUGAAAACUGGAGCACCAGUCCCUGGAGCAUUGCGACUACAUACAUCAAUACUGAAGGAUACGUAGGCAAGUCAUCAGCUAAAGAGAUCGACUGCAGUGGCUUACUGAGCAUAUUCGCGAACAAUAUGAACUGUUCCAAAUAUGUCUCCCUUAAGGAUAUAGAAGAGGCCAGAAAAGCACGCAAUGAAUUACUACACAACUCAAAUUAUGUGCUUAAAGAAGACGAAUUAAAUGAGUAUAUAGAAGUAUUCAAGAAAGCGUUGAAGAUCGAAGACACUUCGGAUCUAAUGACAUCUCAGACCGAUGCGUUAGAAAAUGCCCUUCAACUUUUGGAAAAUCUACAGGGAAAUCAAAUAGAUAUAAAUAUAUCUAAAGACAUUGAACAGCUUGAACAAAAUUUUCGACAGCAUGCAAUGACCGAAGAAGCGGAUAUCUGCCAAAAAAUGUUGUACGCAGAGGUAUUAUUUUUUAUAAAUGAUUUUCUUUUUUUGUUAUUUCAAGUGAAGGAAUAAGCUUAAAUCAGAUACUGUAAAAUCAUUUAAUUUCGUGGGCAUGAAAUUUCGUGGUUUUCGACAAAACAGCAAUUUCGUGGGGAUAUGAAUUCGUGGAUUUCAUCUUUCGAAGAUAAAAUGAAUGGAAAUUUUAUUUGUUCGUUGGACCUAAUUUCGUGGAUUAACGCUACCACGAAAUCAACGAAAAUUAGUCCCCCACGAAAAUUAAUGAUUUCACAGUACUUCGAAUGAAAAUAUCAUUUCUUUUCAUUUUUGUAUUCUGUAUUGGCAAUUUUAAGUACAAAAUCAAAGAAUGUUUGUGAAAUGAAUAUGAUCUGCUUUAAAAAGUUGAAAAUAUUAAGAAUUUAUUUUAAUUACUAAAUUAACAAUGGU
Messenger RNA from Mercenaria mercenaria, 2350 nucleotides. RefSeq lists its product as uncharacterized. Lineage: Eukaryota; Metazoa; Mollusca; Bivalvia; Venerida; Veneridae. The record is from RefSeq and is a predicted model, not a curated record. The coding region runs from base 392 to 1978 and encodes 528 amino acids. The transcript has 6 exons.